Messenger RNA from Pezoporus flaviventris, 2000 nucleotides. RefSeq names its product high mobility group 20B (gene HMG20B). Lineage: Eukaryota; Metazoa; Chordata; Aves; Psittaciformes; Psittacidae. Gene Ontology annotation, cellular component: nucleus. The coding region runs from base 113 to 1072 and encodes 319 amino acids. Gene Ontology annotation, biological process: regulation of gene expression. The transcript has 10 exons. The record is from RefSeq and is a predicted model, not a curated record.
CCGCCCCCCGGGCACACCGCGCGGCCACCGUUGCCUGCGCCGGGAGUGGGGCUGCGAGCUGCGUCCGGCGGGUACCGGGAGCGCGUCUUGAGUAGGGCGCGGACCCCGGACCAUGGCUCACAGCGCCAAGCAGCUGCCGGCCGGGAUGCUACAUGCCACGAGCAAAGCUCAGCAUGGGAACUUCCUGGUGGCCAUCAAGCAGGAGAAGGGAGAGGUGGCGCGGACGAGUGGUGAGAAGUCACACGGUGAAGAGGAGCCAGUGAAGAAGAGAGGUUGGCCCAAGGGCAAGAAGAGGAAGAAGAUCCUUCCCAAUGGCCCUAAAGCCCCAGUUACAGGCUACGUGCGCUUCCUAAAUGAGCGGCGUGAGCAGAUCCGCACACAGCAUCCUGACCUGCCCUUCCCAGAGAUCACCAAGAUGCUGGGGGCUGAGUGGAGCAAGCUGCAGCUCUCAGAGAAGCAGCGGUACCUGGAUGAAGCAGAGCGGGAGAAGCAGCAGUAUAUGAAGGAGCUGCGGGAAUACCAACAGUCAGAAGCCUACAAAAUGUGCACGGAGAAGAUCCAGGAGAAAAAGAUCAAAAAAGAGGACAUGGGCUCUGCAGCAGCAAACACCUUGCUGAAUGGGCACCCACACAAGGCUGGUGAGUGCAGUGACACCUUUUCCACCUUUGAUGUGCCUAUCUUCACAGAGGAGUUCCUGGACCAAAACAAAGCACGGGAGGCAGAGCUAAGGCGCCUUCGGAAGAUGAACACAGAGUUUGAGGAGCAGAAUGCCAUCCUGCAGAAGCACACGGAGAGCAUGAACUGUGCCAAGGAGAAGCUGGAGCAGGAGCUGGCCCAGGAGGAGAAGCAGACCCUGGCCUUGCAGCAGCAGCUCCAGUCUGUGCGCCAGGCCCUCACCGCCAGCUUCGCCUCCCUUCCCAUCCCCGGCACUGGGGAGACACCCACACUGAGCACUCUGGACUUCUACAUGGCCAAACUUCACAGCGCCAUCGAAAGCAACCCACUGCAGCAUGAGAAACUGGUGGUGCGCAUCAAGGAGAUCCUGUCCCGGAUAGCCAGUGAGCACUUGUGAAGGGGACCAGUCCCUGUGGAGCCUGGGGCUGGCCGGACCCUGGCCCUGUCCCUUGGAGCUCACACUAGGGACAGUCUCUGCUGGGGUCCGGUUCUUUCUUCUCCACCCCUUACCGGAGCCAUGAGCAGGGACCCCCUGACCCUGGGGCACCAUCUCUGAGGACAUUUAGCUUCUGGGGACCAAGUGAUGCCAGGGCUGUGAGGGACAUGGUGUUGUGGCUGUGAGCAACCCCCCGCACACCCUGUGAGCCCCCCAGCUCCUGGUGCUCCAGCUCAGAGAUGCCCCAAAGGCUCUUUGGUGGUGGGUGAGUUGCUUGUGGGUUACAGCCUCUUCCAGCGUGACACAGUGGCUGCUUUUAACUGGCCUGUGCUGGAAGGGAAGCAGCCAGGUACCUCCUGGCCCCUGGAGCAGCUAAGGCAGCUUCUUGCUGCCCUGUCCUGCAAUGCUGAUGUGGCACGUUCCCUUCUGCCUUCCUCUUGCUUUAUUUAAUCCUCUCCAUGGGUGCCUUCAUCCCCCUGCCUGUCACCUCCUUUCCCCUGGCUCUGGGACCAGGAAGGGCAGCUCCUGCCACCUGCAACAGCAGAAGCGAAGUAAUCAUUCUGGAUGGGGAGCUGGCCCCAACCCCGUGCACAGGCUCUGGUCUCCUGCCCGAGCCCAUCCGAGAGUGGGACCACCACACUGGUGGCUGUGUCCUGGGCCUGCCCUCCCAGGGGCUGCCUCUCACCAAUCUCAGACUGUUAUUAGAGAGUGUCUUAUUUUCUUACUUAGCAUAAUGUGGAUCAAGCCCUGGGUUCAACCUGGGGCUGGACUGUGCCUGCUUGGCUCCUGCCUGUGAGGUCUGUUCUCUGUCGAGUCUCCUGGUUGCCAUCUCCUGGUGGCUGCUUGGCUUGGGAUGGGAGAUGGAGCAAAUAAAUAUUGGAGAAAACCA